GAUUUUAUAAUCCCGUGUGUGAAUUAAAUUUAAAAUACUAAUUUGCAUCAAUAACAUUCCUGAAGAAAAAAAUAUCACAUUUAAACCAAGACGCAGUACUGAUAAGGAUAUGAACUUGGUAGUUGUUUAAAGUUAUACAAGAUGAACGAGACUUUAGGUCGCGGGUAUGCCCGCAUCGACGCCAUCAGGGCGGCGCGUGGAGAGCCCCUCACCGCAAUGCCCGAACCCACGGGACCACCGCCUGACAGAUACAACUCCGUAUACUUCACACUCUUCGUCGCUGGAACUGCUUUCCUCCUGCCUUUCAACAGCUUUAUAAUGGCCGUGGACUACUUCCAGCACCACUACCCGAACACGACGAUUAUGUUCGACAUGUCAACAGUGUACAUCGCGUCCGCCUGCGUCGCCGUCGUCAUUAACAACCUCAUGCUCGACCUCUUCACCUAUAAUACCAGGAUUACGUUUGGUAUAUUACUAUCGCUGGCAACGAUGCUCUUUGUAGCAAUCUGCAACAUCGGAUGGGACGGCUUCUCUACCAACGUGUCGUACACAAUCAACCUGGUAGCGAUUGGUGUGGUGGCGUUUGGCUGCACGGUACAACAGGCCUCGUACUACGGGUUUACAGGCUGCCUACCCCCUAGGUACACGCAAGCUGUGAUGGCUGGCGAAAGCGCUGCUGGUUUUUGGGUAUCUAUCGACCGGAUUGUAACGAAGUACGGAUUCAGACAGCCACGACGGAGCACCUUCAUGUUCUUUGUAUUCUCCAUUCUCAUUUUGCUGGGCCAUUCGAUGCUGCAUCACGUGAUGAUGCGGCAUCCUCUGGUGCAAUACUAUCUCAAAUUGACCAACGAAUCUCGACACAGGCGACGUAUUCAGCUGCAUUUAAAUCCCAAUGAAGAUGCGACAUUGAUGGAAAGCGAAUCAGGGGACGGUGCUUUCGGUGUACUAAAAUUGCAAAGUCCUGCUCUCUCUAACACAGGAACUGUGGAUGGUGAGAAUACGUUUAGCUUCGCGAACCCUGUGUACUCUCCGACGGCCACCAUUCCUGUGACGUCAGCACCACUUGCGUCGCCACCUCCCAGCGUGUCGGAGGCAUCACCUGCGCUGCGCACACCACGACCCUCAUAUAAGGUCGAAGACGUCGUGGUCGAGUCACCUGAACGACCAACCUCCUGGCGGAGCUUCAAACGUGGUGUGCUCGCCAGGUGGGCGGUGGCACGCGCCAUCUACCCCUACAUGGUGUCAAUCGGUCUCGUCUACUUCACCACGCUCAGCCUCUACCCCGGCAUAGCAUCUGAGGUUCCCUCCUGUCGUCUCGGUUCCUGGAUGCCUAUCAUACUCAUGUCAGCGUUUAAUACCUUCGAUUUCAUUGGCAAGGUAACGAAUAAACUAUGUGAUACUGAGGCGCCAUCUCGUGUAGGACGAGAACAUCGGGAAAUAGCCGGUAAUAUGAUGACGUUGUCCUACAACGGGGGGUUACUGUCUGGGUCGUUGGUGUCAUACUUGCUGUUGAGUAUAUCUAACGGUAGAGACAGACACUGCAAGAAUAGUCGACAAUUCGAAAAAAUACUCGACAUUGAGGGAAUAGAUGUUUAUCUGAACUAA
Papilio polytes (common Mormon) is the source of this 1605-nucleotide messenger RNA. RefSeq names its product equilibrative nucleoside transporter 4 (gene Ent3). The transcript has 10 exons. NCBI's taxonomy places the organism in Eukaryota, Metazoa, Arthropoda, Insecta, Lepidoptera, Papilionidae. Gene Ontology annotation, molecular function: nucleoside transmembrane transporter activity; monoamine transmembrane transporter activity. Bases 142 to 1605 code for a protein of 487 amino acids. Gene Ontology annotation, cellular component: plasma membrane. Gene Ontology annotation, biological process: nucleoside transmembrane transport. The record is from RefSeq and is a predicted model, not a curated record.